This is a messenger RNA of Phlebotomus argentipes, 4892 nucleotides long. It is a transcript of the gene RasGAP1, whose product is annotated as GTPase-activating protein. Lineage: Eukaryota; Metazoa; Arthropoda; Insecta; Diptera; Psychodidae. Gene Ontology annotation, biological process: intracellular signal transduction; regulation of GTPase activity. The record is from RefSeq and is a predicted model, not a curated record. The coding region runs from base 829 to 3852 and encodes 1007 amino acids. The transcript has 6 exons.
CGCAGAGCUUUUGUGUUGUGUGGAUCGUUUUGCUGUCGUUGCGACUUUUCAUCACUCUCUCUCUCUGCAUUUUGGCAUACGUGAGCAUGGAGGACGUUUUCCCCAGAGAAUUCUCAACCGUUCAUGCUUCCAUUGAGUGUUCUUCGCGAACCUUUUGACUUCAUUCGCCACCGGAAGUGUGCUUGAAUCGAGAAAAUUGAACUGAGGUGAAUCUGAAGGCAUUCUUUGGACAUUUUCGCAAUUCGCACGCUUCCUGAAAAGUGCCAAACAAGGGGGCAAAUCGGACGAAUCGAGUCAAUAGUGUAAAUUUACACGAUCGUGUGUGGAAUGCACGAGGAAAUGUGAAAAAAAGCCAUUUCCUCUCGCACAGAAAAAUCAUCGGCUGGAAAAACCCACAAGAUCAAAUGUGGGUGAUUAAUAGUGUGAUCUUGUGGAUAAUCUGUGUGCAUAUCGUGAAAGAUUGAAGUGUGGUGGAGUGGAGAAGGAAGAUAUUUGAAUUUUUGCGUAGGACUUGUGAAAUUCAGUGAAUGCACAUUUUCCUUCACAUCCCACCCAUACCAAUUCAUGGCAAAGACGAAACCUUCCCUUCGUGUUCUCUCUUGUGUGCCCGAACAGUGUGAAAUCCAGUUAGAUUUGGGAGAAGACUGCGCUUUUUUCUUGUUCACACUCGCAACGAAAAGGGGAGACGUCGCCUUUCUUGAGAAUCUCCUCCGGAGAGAGUGAGCAGAGGAGCCGACUUUUGAAGGUGUGUGCGUGCGUACAUCGGGAUAGAGUGAGAGGGGGAGAGAAAGAGAGCGAGAGCGACCGAGCAAGAAAAGUGGAUUCUGCAUGUAUGAGAGCAGUGGAGCAUCAUUCUUCUGUUGGACUCUCGUGAAAAACUGGUGGGAGAGGGACAGAGUCAAGUGUCGAUCUUGUGUGCCUAAUGAAGUAGAAAAGAGACAACAAAUGGUGGUGGAAACCAGUUAUGGAUUCAAUAUGGCGGACGACACACGCAAAAUUCGUGUUGAGGAGCAAUUGAGAAUUAAAAUAGGCGAUGCAAAGGACCUCGUUGGACGGAAUGGAGGAACCAAUGGAUCCACCGGCGUCCGUGAUGUCUUCUGCACAAUUGCUCUUGAUCAGGAGGAGAUCUGUCGGACGCCAACCAUUGAACGGACUCUCACGCCUUUCUUCGGGGAGGAGUAUCAAUUUGAGAUCCCGCGGUACUUCCGGUAUUUGUCGGUGUAUGUGUGGGAUCGGGACAGACACCUGAAGCAGGUGAAGGCGGUGGGAAAAGUGGCGAUCAGGCGGGAGGAUCUGCAUGAGUACAAUGACAAGGAUUACUGGUUCUCGCUGAGGCCAGUGGACGCGGACUCAGAGGUGCAAGGAUUGGCGCACAUCCAGGUGACUGUGGACGAUGGUGCGGGCAAUCUGAAGAGGAAGUCGGACUUUGACGAAAUGGCCAGUAGUGUUGAAUGUGACAUAGAGAGUGUGGAUGAGGUCAGGAGUGGUGAGAGAGUAACACGGAAUGAGAGUCUCAGGCAAGCGAUAAGAACAAGCAAUACAUUGACGAAAACAAAGAGCAUCUUUGGGAACACGGAUCUCACGCUUUGGAGUGGAACGCAGUCCAAGAAGACCAGUGUCAACAUGCUGGACACUCUGAGUCCCUUUCGUGGUGAGAUGAGAGGACGCGUGGCGGUGAGGAUUGUGGAGUGUGGGAAUUUGGCGAAGAAGAAUGGCAACUGCGAUCCCUACGUUGUCCUGUCGGCGAUGUACUCCAACAAUCGUGUGAUCAAGAAGCGAACAAAGAUCCGCAAGAAGACCAUCAAUCCUGUGUUCGAUGAAACUGUGGUGUUCGACAUGAGUGUGGACGGGGACUCGAAGAGCGAUGGGAACAAUGCGUAUACGAUUGUGCCACUGGGCGGAGCGGAUCUCUGUGAAAUUACUGUGGGUGUGUGGCACAGUGGCGGAAUGGGCGAGGAUGUCUUCCUGGGUCAGGUGAAACUGCCUCUACGCGGGCGUCAGGAGCAGAAUGCCAUUCAGGCGGACGCGUGGUAUUUCCUGCAGCCACGGCCAUCCCACUCUCGGCCAGUGACAUCGUGUGCCACUCCCAAUGGCACAAGACUGAGCUGCAACAGCUCUCUGGGGACACUCAGACUGCGGCUUCACUAUGCGGCAGAUCAUGUAUUUCCACUGGCCACGUACGACGCCUUGCUCAAUCUCCUGCUGCAGAGUGUGGAACAGCGUCCUGUGACAACGACAGCUGUUCAUAUUCUGGGUGAGGUGGUGUCCAACAAGACAGAUGUGGCGCAGCCACUGGUGCGACUGUUCACGUAUAAGAACAAGAUAGCGCCAAUGAUCAAAGCACUGGCCGAUUAUGAGAUCUCCAAGCUCACGGAUCCCACGACAAUUUUCCGUGGCAACACACUCGUGUCCAAGAUGAUGGACGAGGCGAUGAGACUGACUGGGAUUAAGUAUCUCCAUCAGACACUGCGACCGGUGGUGGAUGAUAUUGUGCAGGAGAAGAAGCCGUGCGAGAUUGAUCCAUCGCGACUCAAGGAUACCAGCGCCAUUGAUGGUAACCUUCAGAAUCUGCAGGAGUACGUCGAGAGGGUGUUCAAUGCCAUCACUACGAGUGCUGUGCGAUGUCCCGCCGUUCUAUGCCAAAUAUUCCAUGAUCUCAAGGAGUCCGCCAAGCACUUCUUCCCGGACAACCGCGAAGUGAGAUACUCAGUUGUGUCUGGAUUCAUCUUUUUGCGAUUCUUCGCACCAGCCAUUCUCGGACCGAAGCUCUUUGACUUAACCACCGAACCAUUGGACGAACAAACAAAUCGAACAUUCACCCUCAUUUCAAAGACAAUUCAAUCUCUUGGAAACCUGGUGAGCUCAAGAUCGGCUCAGCAACUGUGCAAGGAGGAGUACACUGGACGAUUGUACAAGGCAUUUUCCACUGAGAAGCACAUGAUGGCUGUUAAGCACUUCCUCGAGGUUGUGUCGACAGUCGGUGCGAGUUGUGAUGGAAACAAGGAACAAGAGCCAAUUUUACUGAAAGAAGGGAUGAUGACAAAGAGAGCUCAAAAUAAGAAAAUCUUCUUCAAGCAGAGAAACUUCAAGCAGAGAUAUUUUCGCUUGACCACCCAAUCGCUGAGUUAUUCAAAAUCUAAGGGCCAGAAACCCAGCUGUGAUAUUCCAUUGUCGGACAUUUUAGCUGUUGAGAGGUUAAACGAGUGUAGCUUUAAGAUGCAGAACAUUUUCCAGAUCGUGAGGAAGGAUCGCCCGCUGUACGUGCAGACGGCGAAUUGCGUGGAGGAGAAGGAGUGGGUGGAUCUGUUGCGGAAGAUUUGUCAAUCAAAUGCUGAGCGUCUUGAACACUAUCAUCCAUGUGCCUAUAUCAACAACGUGUGGACAUGCUGCAAUUCACGGGAUCAGAAUGCCAAUGGGUGCACGGCGGUGUCACCAAAGUCCUUCCAGAUGGAAUUGGGCACAGCAUUGGAUCCGGCUCGCGAUCUUCAGCGAAUUCACACGCUCAUAAUGUCCAACAUGAAGUGUCUGGAGUCAAUGGGGAAUCCCAUGGCGUACUCCGGGACACCGCAGCAAGUGAGUGAAUUCAUGAUGUGCCACGAGACACUGAAGGCACUGCGGGAGGUCGCGAUUGCGCUCGAUCACGUGCAUCGCAAUCAUCGCACGAAGCUGGCCAUGGAGGUGAAGUAUGGCAGUCGCCAGGCGCCAAUUGGGGAUGACAAUUACCUUCACAUGAGCAAAGGUGGCCGCGGAGGAGCCUUCAAAGUCACCCCGACGCCGCGGGACUCGACGCAGGAGAGUGGCGAUGUGGAGUUGCGGACUAUUCGGCCCAGUUUCCUGCGGAGUUGCGAGUAGGUAAUGUGGGAGGAGGGGGUUGAUGAGGGGAGAGGGACAGAAAAUGUGUAUGUUUUGGGCUCAUUCAACUUUUUUCGGUGUUGCAAAAUGUGAUAUCUUGUAUAUUUUGAGAAACAUUCCAAUUAAAUUAUUUUUGUUUUUUUUUAUUUAGUAAAAUAUUAUCGUAGAAGAUGAAGAAAGUGAAUCAAGUUUAGAGAGAAGAGGAGAAGAAGAAGAAGAACCCGUAGGGAGACAGAUAUAGAUUGUAUUUUGUAUAAGGAAUAGAGAGAUGAUUUCCCCCAAAAAAUUUGUGGGAAGUGAAAUUCUCGAGGAGAAAGAAAAAAUGUUCAAAAUUUCAAUUUUGAAUGACUUUCGUGUAGAGAUUGUAGAGGAGAAUAUUUUUAUUAAGAUGCAAUGCUCAUUUGACAAGCAAUUUAAAAAUUUUCGUAGGUAAUAAUAAAAGAAGGAGAAGGAAAACUUUCGAUGACUAAAAGUUUUUAUUCUAAAACAAAGCGAUUUAUACGUUACUUUCUAUUUUCUAAUUAUUAUUAUUUUUUUACAUUCUUCUAAGAGGCAAUGAGUGUUAUUUUGUUAAUUGUGGAGUCCUUCUUCAAUACAAAAAGAGAGUCUGCAUGAAAUGAGAAGAAAGAACGAACAAUUUAAAAUGCGAAAAGAACAAACACGUGAGCAUUUUUGUGCUCAAAAAGUGUGUGAUGAACAUUAAUCUCAAUUAAAUAUUCCGUCUGUUUAUGAAGAAAGAAAGAAAAAAAGAAUGAAAAAAGCACCACUAAGUAAAAGUCAAAACAACACGGUAAAAAACGAGAAUUUAAAAUUAAAACGAGAGCAUUUAUGUAAUACUUUAAUAAGUUUAAUGGAAACGAUUCAAAGUGUAUAAAAUUUACUAUAUGAUUGCGUUCUCUUGAGACAAUGCUGAACCAGAGAGUAUGAAACAUUUAAAAGAAAGAAAAAUUGGCACAAAUUUACUGAAAUUUAUAUUGAUAAGCAGAGAGAGAGUUAGGAAAAUGGCCCCAUUUUCGUUGAGGAGUGAAAGAGAAAAGAAA